Molecule: messenger RNA, 1284 nt
Organism: Exophiala spinifera
Lineage: Eukaryota; Fungi; Ascomycota; Eurotiomycetes; Chaetothyriales; Herpotrichiellaceae
Exons: 7
Coding region: 1-1284 (427 amino acids)
Biological process (GO): secondary metabolite biosynthetic process
Molecular function (GO): monooxygenase activity; FAD binding
Source: RefSeq, a predicted model, not a curated record
AUGGUUCAGACAGUUGAAAGAGAGCGCCUGAGUAUACUCAUAGUUGGGGCAGGCCUCAGUGGCCUUGCGGCCGCCAUCGGUUGCUCGACUGGCGGGCAUUCAGUGGAUGUGAUUGAGCAAGCCCAAGAACUCACAGAGGUCGGUGCCGGUCUGCAGAUCACACCCAAUGCCACCAAGAUCCUGGGUCAAUGGGAGCUUCCGCAGUCGUUCUGGCAAGCAACAGCAGAACCGAAGACCUUGAGCGUGCACCGUUAUUCUGGCGAACUCCUGGCGCAUGAGGAAGAUUUCCACGGCAAAAUGAGACGAAAAUACGGUGCCCCUUUCCUGGACAGUCACCGUGCCGACCUACAGCAGGCGCUAUUUGCGCGUGCGGUUGAUUUAGGUGUAAACUUCCAUUUCGGGCGGCGCGUAGAAACAAUCGACUUUUCGGGGCCCAUGGUGAAGACUGAGUCUGGCGAAACAUACACGGCAGAUCUGAUCAUAGCCGCCGAUGGACUGUGGUCUCGUUGUCGAGAGUGCUUUCUUGGGACCAAGGAUGAUCCUAUACCCACAGGUGACUUGGCGUAUCGGAUCGUGUUGAAGGCUGAGGAGGUUCGGAAUGAGAAGCUUAGGGCUGUCAUUGAGAACCCACAAGUGCACUUUUGGAUUGGCCCGGGUGCUCAUGCUGUGGGCUACUCACUGAAAGCUGGCAAGGCAUACAAUAUUGUUCUACUCGUGCCGGAUGACCUGCCCCCUGGUAUCGCGCGGCAGCCGGGUUCGGUGGAGGAAAUGCGCGAACUCUUCAAGGGCUGGGAUCCCAUUCUUCUUGAAUUUUUGAAAUACUGUGACAAGGCGGAUAAGUGGAAACUCAUGCAUCAUGAAGAAAUGCCGUCUUGGAUAAACGAAGCCUUAAACCUCGUAUUCAUCGGGGAUGCAUGCCACCCAAUGCUGCCAUACCUUGCCCAGGGAGCCAACUCCUCGAUAGAGGAUGGCGCCGUUAUAGGCGGCCUUCUCGCACAUGUCAAGAAAAAGUCCGAUCUGCCAGGUCUUCUCCGGCUAUAUGCAGACCUGCGAAAACCAAGAGGUGAAGCCAUCGCGCUCGAAACGUUCAAACAGAGACGCGACUUUCACUUGCCGGACGGGGAAGAGCAACGUAAACGAGAUGAAAUAUUCAUCUCGCAGCUGGGAAAGGGUCUUCAAGGAGCAUUCCCGAGCCGGUGGACAUGCCCCCAGGUCCAGCCUUGGUUGUAUGGCUACGAUGCGAUGAAAGAAGUCCAGAACGCAGUAAACUCAUCAAGACUAUAA